GAAUUAAACAUGAAUACAAAUCAAGAAGAAGAAGAAUACGGCGGGAGUUGUUAGCAUGUUUGGCAGCUAACUUUAACUACGCGUUAGAUACUAGCUAGCAAAGAAUAGACGUGAACCAUCUCUGGAGUUAGCUAAUCACCGUGAGUGAGUAUGGAAACACAUGAACGUAGACAACCAUAGCUAUAGCACAGCCAGCAUAGCACAUGACGAGUAAACAGUCAAGCAACUCAACUACAACGUUUGUUUGCGUUGAAUUCAGCAAACUAGCACGGAUUCUUGACAUGAACCCUUGAUGUGACAUUAGAGAACGUUAGCCAGCCAGACAGACAGACAGACAGCCACCUAGCUGACAAAUUGACAGCUGUUGGAUUAACGAUGGAAAGUUGGAAAUAUCUGCUAUGACAGAUUUAAACAUGACGGACAGGAAUUUACCUGAGUGGAUGUCGAAGAUAGAAACUACUGGAAAAGAUGCACUUAAACAGGUUCAAACAGGACUCUAUAAAAGAAAUGUCAUAGAGGAUGACCUUCCUUAUCUAGAGUUCACUGGCACAGUCAUAUUCAGCCAGGAGAAAAAUGACUGCUCUUUUCUGUCUGACGAGUUAAGGUCUAGUCUUUCACCUGGCUCUGCUGUGGGGUUUGACAUAGAAUGGCCUCCUUCGUUCACCAAAGGCAAGAAGAAGAAAGUUGCCUUGGUCCAGCUGUGUGCUUCUGUGGAGAAGUGUUACCUUUUUCACCUGUCCCCCAUGUCAAGAUUUCCAACUGGCUUGAAGAUAUUUUUGGAGGAUGAGACAAUCCGAAAAGUUGGAGUGGGCAUCGAAGGAGACAUGUGGAAGCUACUCUCUGACUUUGAUGUCAAACUGAAGAAUUUUGUGGAGCUUGGAGAUUUGGCAAAUAGAAGACUGCGAUGCGGUGAGAGGUGGAGUCUGGAUGGGCUCGUCAAGCACCUGUUCAAGAAGAGGCUGUUCAAACAGCAGGAUGUGCGCUGUAGCAAUUGGGAUGACUUUGAACUCUCCCAGGAACAGAAAAGAUACGCAGCUACAGAUGCUUAUGCUGGCCUGAUCAUUCACAACAAACUGAAUACUAUGGACCCUGGAGUGAAUUCUCAGUCUGGCCUCAAGGACAAGCUGUCUCAAAUGGCCAAUGAAAUUGAGGAAUUAGCUGGCAGCAUCCCAGAAGAAGUCAAUGACAUCCAGAGUGUUGCAACGCUAGUGGAGGACCUGUAUGUUAGUCUCACUGCUCUGAGAGAUUUGCUGUCAAAGAACAAUACCUCAGCUUCUACCAUAGAUCCAGAACCUUUGUCUCAUGACCCCCUCGAGAACAAGCCCCUCAGUCUUGACGGAACAGACACAACCAAUGGAACACAGAUGGAUCAGGGCUCACCCAGAGAAGAUGAGGACCUCAAUCACUCUAACAUAGAUCUCUUUAAGGUUCCUGAACCCAUGGAAGAGGCCAGCAAACCCAUAGACUAUCAAGGAGACUGCAUCAUGUCCCUGGAUAUCUCAGAGUAUGAGCUUCAAAUGCUGGAGAGGCAAGCUAAGCAGGAGGAUCUGGAGGAGCAGUCCACUUUGGAGUUCCAGGAGAAAAAUGCACUGGAUGACUCUGCAGACCUUUUGUACGGAGUGGAGCUGGAGAGCGAGAUGCUACAGUGUGUGGAGGAAGUGGAGAGGUUGACUCAACAGAAACAACCCCAACCUGAGGAAAUGCCCUCUGGCCCUGGCAAUGAGGAGGAUGACAUAGAGGAGCUGGAGGAAGAAGAAGAAUUUGAUCCAUCUCUUCCAGAGCCACUCCCUGAACAAAUCAAAUGUCUAAAGAUGUAUUUUGGACAUAGUCGCUUCAAGCCAGUACAAUGGAAAGUAAUUCACUCUGUUCUGAAGGAGAGGCGAGAUAACCUUGUUGUCAUGGCAACAGGGUAUGGGAAAAGCCUGUGCUUCCAGUUCCCCCCAGUGUACUGUGUUGGUGUCAGCAUUGUUAUCUGUCCUCUCAUCGCUCUCAUGGAGGACCAAGUGCUCCAGCUCGAAAUGUCCAACAUUCCAGCUUGUUUUCUUGGCUCUGCUCAGACCAAAAAUGUUUUAGCCGGCUUGAAACAGGGGCAAUACAGAGUUGUAUACAUGACCCCAGAAUACUGCUCAGGCAAUGUAUCUCUACUCGAACAGCUCGAUAGAAGUAUAGGAAUCUCUUUGAUAGCAGUGGAUGAGGCUCAUUGUAUCUCUGAGUGGGGCCAUGACUUCAGAGGUGCAUACAGGAGUCUGGGAAACCUGAAGAGAAGUCUACCUAACGUAAGAAUUGUGGCGCUGACUGCCACUGCAAGCCCAUCCAUCAGGGAGGACAUAGUGAAGAGUCUGAACCUGGAGCAACCCAUUGACUGUGUUCUGUGUUCAGGUUCAUUGACCUGCACAUUGACUGUGUUCCUUCGACCGGCCCAUUGAAGGUUCCCAUUGACUGUGUUCUACCUGGACAUCAAAAUUGCUUCUUGUUUUUGUGUCUCAUUUGCUGUCGGCUAUUUCAGGGGGGAUUAUGGGUUUGAAGGGUCCUCUAUUGUGUACUGCCCCUCGAGGAAAGAGGCUGAGCGUGUGACCUCCACUCUGACCUCGCUGGGUGUCACGUGUGGUGUAUACCAUGCUGGUCUGGGCAUAAAACAGAGGAGGGAGACCCAGCAUCGCUUCAUGAGGGACGAAAUCCAGUGUAUUGUGGCUACAGUAGCUUUUGGAAUGGGGAUCAACAAGGCUGACAUCAGGAAGGUGAUCCAUUAUGGAGCCCCUAAGGAGAUGGAAUCUUACUACCAGGAGAUUGGACGUGCUGGGAGAGACGGACUUCCAAGUGCCUGCCACGUCCUGUGGGCACCAGCAGAUCUCAAAUUAAACAGGUUUCUCAUCAACCAGGUAGCAAACAACAAAUUCCGGGGCUACAAGCUCAAAAUGAUGGGCAAAAUGGACUUGUAUCUCAACUCAUCCAAGUGCAGAAGGAAGCUGAUCCUCUCCCACUUUGAAGACAAACAGCUUCGAAAGGUGACCUCGGGCAUCAUGGGAACUGACCAGUGCUGUGACAACUGCCGAUCUGGGGCGGUGAACAGAGUCGGUGUAAAUGACACAAUGGACGGUGGGCGUCAGGAUUACGGUGUGUUGGCAUUCCAGCUGAUGGGAGCCGUCAGUGCUAUGGGGGAGAGAUUCGGCUCCUCAGCCCCCAUCCUGUUCCUCCGUGGAUCAUACUCUCAAAGGGUUCCUGAGAAGUACCGGUGCCACCCUCUGUUUGGAGCUGGGAAGAGUGUCCCUGAGCCCUGCUGGAAAGCCCUGGCACGGGAGCUGGUGAAUGAGGAAUACCUGAAGGAAGCCACCGGCACUAGCAAGUUCUGUGUCCUCUGUAAAAUCACCCCCAAGGGGAGGUGGUGGCUGAGCCGAGCCCUGGAUGAGAAACAGAGAACCCUCCUGCUCCAGUCGAGUGACCCUGACCUCAACACCUGGUCUGCACUAAGACGAAAGCAGAACCCUGCAGCCACCACUAGUGCCCCUGACCGACAGUAUUCCACCUCUCAGAACAGUAGGUUAAAUGUCUGUUGUAGGCCAGUCAACAGCAAAUCUAUCCCGAAGUUGGACAUGUCAUCUAGCAGUGACAGGACGCCAUCCAAGUUGUUGACCCAGGUAGCGGUGUCCAAACCACAGCCAGCCCCCAUCUCCGCCAGAGAGCUUGAACUGCAGACGGCGUUGUACGCCAAGCUGGUUGCUGAACGACAGAAACUGGCCAGUGAGAAGGACAUCCCACCGGCCAUACUGGCCACCAACAAAAUCCUCCUGGAAAUGGCCAAGAUGAGGCCGUGCACUGUGUCCAGUCUGAAGCAAGUGGAUGGUGUUUCUGAGGCAAAGUCCAGCAUGCUUAUACUCCUCAAAACCAUAGCAAGUUUCUGUGAGCUUCACAACUUGAAGGUGGACUCCUCGAUUCUAGCUUCAGCCCCAGGUCCAGAGAGCGUUAGAGGGGCGGUGACUGGGAGGUCCUCCUCUCUACCUAACAGUAUUGCCAUCACCUACAGACUGUUCCAGGAGGAGGGAAAGAGCAUGAGGCAGGUGUCUGAUGUCCGCAGUUUACCCGUUGCUGUGCUAGAAACUCAGCUGAUCCAGGCCUUCAGGGCAAACCACCCACUGGACACAGAGAGAGCUGGUCUAACAACCGCCAUACGAACUACUGUCAGCCGCAUCAUCCAGUCACACCCUGUCAACUCUGACCUCAGUGACAUCAAAGCCAUUCGAGCCAGAGUCCCCGACGACAUUAGCACCUUCCUCAUCCAGUUGACUGUGGAGCUGCUGCAGAGACAGGGGAUGCCCACGGCCCCACCUGCUGUUUCCACCAGCCUACAGCAGCCUGAGCUCACCUGGAUAGAACCCGAGGACAAACCGGUGAGAGAACUUUCCGUCAACAAGCCAGUGAGGAUAGAAAAAGACCCAGCCCAGCCUGCCCCAGUAGAGCUAUCGCCAGCCCCCAUCAAACUAUCCCCAGCCCAGCCAUCCCCAGUGGAGCUAUCCCCAGCCCAACCGGUUGGUUGGUUAGCAGUCGGACUCCCAGACGAGAUGGAGAUGAGUAUGGAAGAGGAUGACCUGUUCAGGGAUCUUCCAAUGCCAGAGGAAGUGGGUCCCGUCUCAGAGUAUGUCCUUGCACCUAAGGCUCUUACUGCAGCCGCCAAGUCUGUCCCCCAAACCAGUGCAGUGAAGCUGGCAUCCUGGAACCAAGAGCCACUGGAUGAUGACACACAGGAACUCUUCAGUGACUCCCCUCAGAAUGUCAGCCAGCCGGCGAAGAGAAAACUACCAGACUGGGCUGAACUACCAAGAGGUUCAAGUUCUUUGGCCUGUACAAAGAAAACCAAAAAGAACAAAGGACUUUUUUCGUAACUGACCAGUGACCAACAAAUUAUUCUUACUGACCAAAUGUUUCUUAUUUUCUUUAUUAAAAAAUAGCAAAUAAGGUGUUGAUUUCCAGCUUAACAAUGUAACAUAGCAGACUAAUUAAUGUAAAACAUGUCAUUAUGUAAAACUUCUUGUAAUAAAGAUACAACUUGAAUGUACAGUAUUUUAGAGGUAAUCAUU
Molecule: messenger RNA, 5072 nt
Organism: Oncorhynchus masou masou (cherry salmon)
Lineage: Eukaryota; Metazoa; Chordata; Actinopteri; Salmoniformes; Salmonidae
Gene: wrn
Product: WRN RecQ like helicase
Biological process (GO): telomere maintenance; double-strand break repair via homologous recombination; DNA replication
Cellular component (GO): nucleoplasm; nucleus; chromosome
Molecular function (GO): four-way junction helicase activity; nucleic acid binding; 3'-5' DNA helicase activity
Source: RefSeq, a predicted model, not a curated record